UUUAUGUGGAGGACGGCUGCCUGGACUGGAAGGUGUGUCUAGAGGAGGUACAUGCUGACAUUGGGUCCACACAAGAAAGGAGGAGACUGAGGAAAUAGGAGCCGGAGCGCUUUGACUGAACGCUCCAGGAGUGUACCGGGCUACGACGAGAGCGGACAUAACGGGGAAGUGCUAUUCUACACCCGGGGAACACAGGCGGAAACAUGGCGCAUGUCAGCAAUGGCACGGAGAAGGACGAGGAAAACUUUGAAGAUGCCUAUGAAAAUAUCCCAGUGGCUUCCAAGAUGGACCUACGAUGUGCGCUAGAAGAAUGCACGUUGGCGCUGAACUUAUUUUUAAACAACAAGUUUUCAGAAGCUCUGGAAUUAUUACGUCCUUGGGCUAAAGACAGCAUGUAUCAUGCUCUUGGAUACAGCACUAUCUUGGUUAUGCAGGCAGCAAUGACAUUUGAACCACAGGAUAUCCAAAUGGGAAUUGGUCAGAUGAAGGAGGCUUUACAGACCUGUCAGAGAUUCAGAAAAAGAAAUUCUGUGGUAGAAUCUUUAUCUAAUUUAGUGUCCAAACAAACAGGAGAGCAACUUUCUGAAGAGGAAAUGCAUGCUGAGAUCUGCUAUGCAGAAUGCCUCCUUCAGAAGGCCGCCCUAACGUUUGUGCAGGAUGAAAACAUGAUCAAUUUUAUCAAAGGUGGCCUCAAAAUCAGGACAAGUUACCAAAUCUACAAAGAAUGCCAUCAAGUUCUUUUAGGAAUGGCCCAAGGCAAAAACUCCAAAGACACUCACCAUCAGUUUGAAGGCGGUGUUAAGCUGGGCAUAGGUGCCUUUAAUCUGAUGCUUUCUCUUUUACCAUCAAGGAUACUCAGGCUUUUAGAGUUCAUCGGAUUUUCUGGAAACAGGGAGCUGGGCCUUCAGCAGCUACGGGAAGGAGCCUUUGGAACGAGCCUCAGGGCGAUCCUUUGUGUCCUAACGCUGUUGUUUUAUCAUACUUAUAUAUCAUUAAUACUUGGAACUGGUGAAGGUAAUCUUGAAGAAGCCGAGGCACUUAUUGAACCCUACCUUGAGAAGUUCCCAAAUGGAUCUAUAAUUCUUUUCUAUGCUGCUCGAAUAGGAGUACUUAAAGGAAACUUUGAACAGGCCCAGGAGACAUUCCAGCAAUGCAUUAAGUCUCAGCAGGAAUGGAAGCAGAUUCACCACUUGUGUUACUGGGAGCUGAUGUGGUGCUAUUCCUUCCAACAAGACUGGCUCCAGGCAUACCGCUAUGCUGACCUCCUCAGCAAGGAAAGCAAGUGGUCUAAGGCAAUUUAUGUAUUCCAAAAAGCUGCAAUCCUAAGCAUGCUGCCAGAAGAUGCCGUUGCAAGCACUGGAGAAGAUUUAGUUGCCUUGUUCAGACAAGUAGAAGGUCUCAAACAAAGAAUCGCUGGAAAGUCAAUCCCUACAGAAAAGUUUGCAGUCAGAAAGUCUAGAAGAUAUUCAGCAGCUAAUCCUGUAAAACUGACCUUGCCAGCCUUGGAAAUGAUGUAUGUGUGGAAUGGCUUCACAAUCGUAGGGAGGAGGGCUGACCUCACAGAAAACCUCCUGGUAACAGUUGAAAAAGCAGAGACUGCUUUACAAAAUGACAAAAAUCCAAGCGAAUACUAUGGAGAUGACCAGUGCCUUGUUCAGUUGAUAAAAGGCCUUUGCCUGAAACAUCUGGGUAGAUUAUUACAAGCCGAGCUUUGUUUCAAUCAAGUCAUACAGAGUGAAAAGAGACUGAAGUAUGACCAUUAUUUAAUCCCAUUUACUUACUAUGAAUUGGGGCUAUUAUACAAACAACAAGGAGACAGAGAUAAAGCCAUACGGUUUAUUGAAACUGCAAAAACCAAUUACAAAGAUUACUCCAUGGAAUCGCGGCUUCAUUUCCGAAUCCAUGCAGCACUCAGCAGUCUUAAAGGCACCCCUCCAUCCACUCCACCAUGACCAAGUGACACUGGGCUCCUUUUGUACACGGGUAUCUCAGCUGCUGGGACGAAGUACUAGAAUCAUACCUUUAGCAAAGGUGGCGAAUAUAUUUGCUCAACCUAAACCUAAUGACUGUUAUCCUGUGUGAUUUACUGUUGUCCAAUAUAGCUGUUCUUUUCUAUGGUAAUUGUACUAUAAAUAUAUAAAUAUACAUACAUUAUAUACUUCAGAAAAUAUGAGAAGAAAGUUGAUAUAUAUUUUGUUUCAUGAAAGAAAUAAUUUAUGGCCAUACUGACUUGAAUGAAAAAAUUAUUUUCCAGACAAUUACUGAUUUUAGUAAAGUCUGAUACAAAGAAAACCA
Rana temporaria (common frog) is the source of this 2295-nucleotide messenger RNA. It is a transcript of the gene TTC39B, whose product is annotated as tetratricopeptide repeat domain 39B. The coding region runs from base 204 to 1952 and encodes 582 amino acids. Gene Ontology annotation, molecular function: protein binding. The transcript has 19 exons. The record is from RefSeq and is a predicted model, not a curated record. NCBI's taxonomy places the organism in Eukaryota, Metazoa, Chordata, Amphibia, Anura, Ranidae.